Tetranychus urticae (two-spotted spider mite) is the source of this 2247-nucleotide messenger RNA. RefSeq names its product aromatic-L-amino-acid decarboxylase. Gene Ontology annotation, biological process: carboxylic acid metabolic process; amino acid metabolic process; catecholamine metabolic process. Gene Ontology annotation, molecular function: pyridoxal phosphate binding; aromatic-L-amino-acid decarboxylase activity. Gene Ontology annotation, cellular component: cytoplasm. Lineage: Eukaryota; Metazoa; Arthropoda; Arachnida; Trombidiformes; Tetranychidae. The record is from RefSeq and is a predicted model, not a curated record.
UUGUUGGAUUAUCCAUUUUUUCAAAUUGUAACAAUGGAUCGAUAAAUCAAUUGGUUUAUCUAGUAAAUCUAGAUUUAUUCAAUUCCUUUACCUACCACCUUCAUAACCAUCUUCACCGCCUCUUACUUUUCUCUCUUUUCCUGUCUUCCUUUUUCAUCUCCAUCUUCAGUGAACCUGCGUUCUUUAAGAUUAACUUGUUGCAAUAAAGUUCAACAAUAAAAUCCUGAUUUCGCUACAAUUCUUGUGAGUGUAUUUAAACAACAAUUGACUCAUCAUUCAUUCCUUGAGUUUUUCUAAUUCUCUGUCCUUAUAUUCUUAAUUGCUUGAAAUCUUCCACCUACACUUUAUCUUUCAACUCAUUUUACUUUUUACUUGUUUACUGUUUAUUCACAGAAAAGAGACGAAUUACCAUGGAUUCAAAGCAGUUUCGUGAAGCAGCUAAACAACUUGUGGAUUAUGUUUGUGAUUACCUUGACAAUAUACGAGAUCGACCCGUUCUACCAUCCGUUGAACCAUUUUAUCUUGAAAAACAAUUACCCGAUUCAGCACCAGAAGAUGGUGAACCAUGGGAAUCUGUAUUCAAUGAUAUUGAAAAGUUAAUCAUGCCUGGGAUGACCCAUUGGCAUUCUCCUCGGUUUCACGCAUAUUUUCCGACAGCCAAUUCCUAUCCAUCAAUUUUGGCCGAUAUUUUAACUGGAGCUUUGGGUUGUAUUGGUUUUACUUGGAUUGCAAGUCCAGCCUGUACUGAAUUGGAAAUGUCAAUGAUGGAUUGGCUUGGUAAAAUGUUAAAUCUACCAGAAGAGUUUCUCUUUUCUUCUCGUGGUAAUGGUGGUGGAGUUAUUCAAGGGACAGCAAGUGAAGCUACUUUAGUAACCAUGUUGGGAGCUCGGAGUCAAGCACUAGCUAAACUUGCAUCUUCUUGCUCGUCAAAUCAAUCAAUACCAUUGGAUAAAUUAGUUGCUUACUGUUCAACUCAAUCUCAUUCAUCUGUUGAAAGAGCUGGUCUACUGGCUGCAAUAACUAUCCGAGCUUUAGAAACUGAUGAGAAUCUCUCUUUACGCGGAGAAACACUGGAAAAGGCAAUCAAGGAAGAUAAAGCGAAAGGAUUGAUUCCAUUCUUAGCUGUUGCCACCUUAGGAACCACUAAUAGUUGUGCAUUUGACAAUAUCGUUGAGAUUGGGGAAAUAUGUCAAAAAGAGGAUAUUUGGUUGCAUAUUGAUGCAGCUUAUGCUGGUUCAGCUUUUAUCUGUCCUGAAUAUCGUCAUUAUCUCAAUGGGGUUGAGAAAGCUGAUUCUUUCAAUAUGAAUCCCCACAAAUGGAUGCUGAUUAACUUUGAUUGUUCCGCCUUAUGGCUUAAAAAUCGUCAUCUUGUCGCCAAUGCUUUCAAUGUUGACCCAGUUUAUUUGAAGCACGAUAAACAAGGGCAAAUUCCUGAUUACCGACAUUUACAAAUUCCAUUGGGACGUCGAUUCCGUUCCUUGAAAAUGUGGUUUGUAUUGAGACUUUACGGAGUCAAAGGCCUGCAAGAAUACAUAAGAAAGCAUGUAAGAUUGGCCCAUGAAUUUGAAGCAAUGCUCAAAACAGACUCAAGAUUUGAAAUUGAGCAACCCGUUGUUCUUGGUUUGGUGACUUUUAGAUUAAAAGGUUCCGAUGAACUGAAUGAAAAAUAUUCAAAAGCGAUAAAUGAUCGUAAACAGAUACAUAUAACUCCAAGUCGUAUUAAUGGUCGUUACACCCUCCGAUUUGCUGUUUGUGCUCGUACAACUGAACAAGAUGAUAUAAAAUUUGCCUGGAAUGAAUUCCAAACCGUUGCUAGUCAAAUUUUAAAGGAAAAUGAACAAACCACAAAAUAAAAUGAACAAGCAGAAAUAAAGACAAUAUUCAGAUGUGACAAAAUUUUCAAACGUUAAGAAAUCUAACAAAAAGAUUGAAUCGUUUUUAAAGUCUAGGUUUAUCUUAAAGAAUAAUCAGUUGACUUUAUCUUUCAACUCUUUGCUUUAUCUGCUAAGCUGCAAAGAUAAAGAAAAACCCAAAAAACAAAAGCCGCCAUUUUGCAACAAAACAGUUAAACUCUUACCUCAUAGCUUUUGUGAAGCAACUUUACCCCUUAUGUCUUUGCCAUUUGAUUGCUGUGAUUUUAAAUCGUUUCAUUACAAUGUUUAAAAUUUAUAAUUAUUUCUGUAUUAAUUUGAUUCCAUCAUUGUCUAAUUGUAAUUGUGGUUAAAUUAAAGACAAAAUGACGAAAAA